Molecule: messenger RNA, 1926 nt
Organism: Spea bombifrons (plains spadefoot toad)
Lineage: Eukaryota; Metazoa; Chordata; Amphibia; Anura; Pelobatidae
Product: E3 SUMO-protein ligase ZBED1-like
Exons: 1
Coding region: 19-1926 (635 amino acids)
Molecular function (GO): protein dimerization activity; DNA binding
Source: RefSeq, a predicted model, not a curated record
AAUACCCAUGGUAUCACCAUGGCAACCAGUCUGGGUCCCGUGGCGCGCCGGAAGAGAGAAAAGGCCUCGCAGCCGGACGGCGGCUCUUCCUCGUUAUCCGCCGACCAGCAGAAGUCCAGAGUGUGGAGUUAUUACACCCGGCUGGGGGGCACCUGCGUGGAGUGCAACGUCUGCCGGAAGCAGCUCUCCCUCCAUAACAACACCAGCGGCAUGAGGGAGCACCUGGAGCGGUGGCACGGCACCCACGGCACCCACGGCUCCAGCUUCCCGCACCCCGCCGACGACAAAGAACUGGAUUUUCCCAGCCAGGACGGCGCCCCCAAGAGGCCGAGGCAGACACUGCCGGGAAAGGACAUGUGCCGGUCGGCCGCCGACACCAGGACGGGCGUCAUAGCCGAGCUGGUGCUGGACAUGGUUUGCCACGAUCUUCAUCCCCUCUCUGUGGUGGAGGAUAAAGGCUUCGGCCUCCUCUUUGGGUACCUGGAGCCCAACUUCACCCUCCCGUCCCCGGCGCAGCUUUCUGGCCUCCUCUGGCACCGCUACGCUCUGGCCAAGCAGCGGCUCAAGCUGCGUCUGCAGGACGCCGGCGCCGUCGCCCUCUGCGUGGAGACCUGGACGGCCAACGCGAACCAGCCCUGCCAGGCCGUCACAGCCAACGUCCUCGACGGCGAGUGGAGGCUGGCGAAGUACCUGCUGGAGAACCAACGCCUUCACCCGAGGAACACGGCGGACGACCCGACGGACAGACUCUAUUCGCUGGCUGUGGAGUUCGGUCUGCCCGCGGAUGCCGUGUCCUGCGUGGUUCACGAGCGCCCGGCUUCCGUGAAGUCUUACGGUCCGGCCCUGAUGGAGAGCCGCGGCUGGGCCAGCGUCUGUUGCACGGCUCGCGCGUUGCACUUGUGUGUCCGGGAGGGCCUGGAGGUUCCGCCGGUGCGCGAGGCGUUGGUCGCGGCCAGAGGGUUCAUCGGCUUCUUCCAGCAGGACGCGAAAGCCGCCGGCUGCCUGAACGCCAAACUGGAGUCCAUGAGCAAGGCCCGGCCCGGCCUGGACGCCGAGUCCUGCUGGAUCAGCACGCUGGAGAUGUGUCAGAACCUGCUGGACAUUAAGUGGGCCGUGCUGGCCGUCGUGGAGGAGCUGGCCGUCGAGAACCUGGCCGACCAGCACUGGAAGCUGCUGCAGGACGUGGUGCCGGUGCUGAAAACCAUCUGGAUCGCCACGGUUUUCCUACAGGAAGAGGAGAACGUCUCGGUGUCGUCCGUCAUGCCCUGCGUCCACGGCAUACUGACCGCCUGCCAGCACUUCUCCGAGGUGUGCGGCAGCGCCGUGAAGCUGGCGGUUAAUCAGAUUCGGGCCGAGCUGUGCCGCCAGUGGGACGUGACGCGCGAGGAUCAGCUCCUGGCCGGUCCCUCGGUGAUGGCCUCGUUCCUGGACCCUCGCUAUAAAGAGUUGAGGUUCCUGAAGGUCGGGUCCAGGGAGGAUCUUCACAGCCGCGUGGUGACCCUCCUGGCGAGCGACGCUCAUCCCGAGCUCCCCCCCGAGCCGCUGGUAAGCUGCAGGAUUGAAGAGGAAGCUUGCCAGCUGUCUGCGCAGAGCGCCAUGUAUGACCUUCUGCUCGGCAGAGACCCCGCGGAGAACACGCCAGAGGCCCGCCGGCAGCUGGAGGACUACAUCGUAGAACCGGUCUGCAAGCGCAGCACCGACCCGCUGCUCUGGUGGAAGAACAACCAGCACCGCUUCCCCGCGCUGGCGAAGCUGGCCCGCCGGUACCUGGCCAUCCCGGCCACGGCCGCCGGACCCCAACGCGCUUUCAGUGCCAGACUGGGCCCGAUGGUCCAACGGAGAGCGGCGCUCGAUCCCAGGCACGUGGACGCCAUCUUGUUUUUACACCACAACGCGGACUUACUGGACCCGACGAAAAUCACGUGA